Messenger RNA from Amphibalanus amphitrite, 1598 nucleotides. Its product is annotated as G patch domain-containing protein 4-like. Bases 170 to 955 code for a protein of 261 amino acids. The transcript is spliced from 2 exons. Gene Ontology annotation, biological process: regulation of ribosome biogenesis. Gene Ontology annotation, molecular function: nucleic acid binding. The record is from RefSeq and is a predicted model, not a curated record. Lineage: Eukaryota; Metazoa; Arthropoda; Thecostraca; Balanomorpha; Balanidae. Gene Ontology annotation, cellular component: nucleolus.
AUGUGACAAUCAGACAAUCCAAUCUUGUUGUUUGCGUGUUUGUGUGCGUGUUAUAAGUUAUUUAGCUGUAAGAUAAAGUGAGAUAAAGUGUUUUCCACUUUAAAUCACCAAGCUAUAUGAGCGAAACUUUUCACUCAAACCUUGACCUACCUACCUACUGAGCACUGAAAUGGACUUUGCAAGAGAACAUCUGAAGCAGCUUGGGUGGCAGGAGGGAGAUGGUCUGGGCAAAGGCCGAAAUGGCAUUGCAGAAGCUCUAAAGCCAAAGCUAAAGUUUGACACAACUGGCAUUGGUCAUGACCCGGCCAAGGAGUUCACGCAUACCUGGUGGAGUGAGGCCUACAACACAGCUGCUGCAAAUGUCACUGUUAAUGAGGCCUCGGAUGGCUGCCAGCUGGCCACUAGCAACACCAAGAAAAAGAAGAAGAAAAAGGUGGUCAAAUCGGCAUACAGCAACUUUGUGACUGGUGGCACGCUGGUGGGUAGCAGUGUGACCGGCGGUGGCGAGGCUGAUGGUGAGGGUCCUGAGGAGGCGGCGCCAGUUGAGUCGCGCCUCAGUGACGAACAGCUGUUGGCGGCGUGCGGCGGCCGGACGGCGCACAAGGGCGCCCGGCACGGCCACAAGAUGGACGGAAAGCUGGCCAGGAUCGUGGCCCAGGAGGCCGCCAUCCUGGCCAGACUGACGGGCCAGAAACCCGCCGACGAAGACGUGACUAAGAGAAAGAAGAAAAAGAGGAAGGCUGAUGUAGGAGAGGAUCCAACUUCUGCUAUCCUGGAUAAUGAUGACCUAGGCAGCGCUGUGGUAGGUUGUUUAAAAUCUGAAAAGAAAAAGAAGAAGCGAAAGAAGCCAGAUCUAGAUGCGGUGGAUGAAUCAAUCGCUGAAGACGGUAGUACCGUCGUUUCUACAUCAGAGAGAAGGAAAAAGAAAAAGCAAAAAUCACAAGCAAGCAGCUGACAAGAUGAAUCAGCACUAAAACCUGUUUUCUAUCGGCAAGGAAAUGACCGCAGUGCAGUUUACGGCACGCACUGCCACAUCUGUUAUACUUCCGUACAAUGCAACAUUUUGCGUACAAUUCAUGGGCCUCGUCUGAGUUUUAUGACAACACGCUACAGAACAAUGUGGAACCAACUGAACGGAAUGAAAUAAAGCAUUGACGAUGCUCGGUAUCUCGCCCGGAAAGCAUCUGUGCACCGUGCUCCCAGCUCCGAAUGCACGAUUUGGCCUCAGCGCCACCUUCUGUACCCAUCUCAGCAGCAACAACUAUAAGUAUUGGGAUAUGCCACCAGGUGGACUGAAAACCCUCUGUUCAGCAUCCGCUCAUUGAGGUAGUGUUUUAUAUACCUGGACUGAGGUUUUGGUGCGCAUGGACGGUGCGAUGUAUGUUGAUGCCUGUUUGGAGCGAUGGGCUCUCCGAACGUGUGCUGAUUAAUAUGCACGAUUUUACAUCGUUUCGUAGGCCAUGCAGCAUCCAUGUGUGUGGUAGAGGGCGUAUGCAUCGUAUUUUCUGAUUUGUUGUCUGUUGACAUUUAAAUAAUGCCUUCAAAAGGGUGUACCGGUAACGACGAAAAGGGUCGAAUACAAACUAGAUCAAUUAUAA